This is a messenger RNA of Gossypium raimondii (Peruvian cotton), 1446 nucleotides long. Its product is annotated as UPF0481 protein At3g47200. The transcript has a single exon. Lineage: Eukaryota; Viridiplantae; Streptophyta; Magnoliopsida; Malvales; Malvaceae. The record is from RefSeq and is a predicted model, not a curated record. The coding region runs from base 1 to 1446 and encodes 481 amino acids.
AUGGAAGGCACUAGCCAUGGAGAGAUCUUCCAUCAUGUUAUCACAAUCAUGGAAGAAAAAAUCAAUCAACCGCCUAGACGGUUGAGUGAAAAUGCCGGUAACGAGUUUUGUUGCAUUUUUCGAGUCCCCGAAAGCUUUGUUGGGAUCAAUAAAAAGGCUUAUCAACCGCACAUUGUUUCCAUCGGUCCUUACCAUUACGGGAAAGAUCAUCUCGAGAUGAUGCAAGAGCAUAAAUGGAGGUUCUUGGGAUCGUUCCUUCGUCGAACACAGAGACACAAUGUUGACCUCGUUCGCCUAUUUCGAGCUGUGGAACAGAUGGAAGAAAGGAUAAGGGAAUGCUACUCAGAAAUGAUCGAAAUCGACAAAAACAGUCUCGUCAAGAUGAUGGUUCUCGACGGAUGUUUCGUUGUGGAACUCUUUUGUAUUGUUGGAGGGUUAUCGGAUACUAAUAUUGAUGAUCCAAUCUUUAAUAUGCAAUGGAUUUUGACGUUUAUAAUGCGUGAUCUUCUUAGGCUAGAAAAUCAAAUCCCCUUUUUCGUACUCGAAACAUUGUUCAAACUAUCGAUUUCGGGUUCAGAUCGAAAAAAUGUUCGUUCGUUAACUCAGCUUAGCCUCGAGUUUUUUAAUUACAUGGUACAAAGACCCGUCGAAGUCAUCGAGAAUCAUGCUGAUCUUAUCGGAAAACAUUUACUCGAUCUAUUUCGUAUGAGUUUUCUCCCAUCUUCUUCUCAAGUAACACCAAGAAAUCGUACUACUUCUUCUUCUGGAGAACUGUCUAGGAACACUAGUUCUACCGAGAGAACAUCAACGAUUAGUACUUGCCUGUCCGAAGAAACAUCGAAAAUGAGUACUAGUUCAACCGAAGAACCAUCGACAUUCCUUCAAUUGAUCCCGUCGGCCAAAAAGCUUCACCUAGCCGGGAUUCAAUUCAAGCCGGGGAAAAGCGAUAGCUUCUUAGACGUUAAAUUCAACAACGGCGUGCUUCAAAUCCCGCUCCUCACCAUUGAUGAUUUCUCGAGCUCGGUCUUCCUCAAUUGCGUCGCUUUUGAGCAAUGUUACCACUACAUAACGAACCAUGUAACGACGUACGCGACCUUCAUGGGAUGUUUAAUCAACACGCCGAGUGACGCCGGGUUCUUAUGUGACCACAAAAUCAUCGAGAACUACUUCGGGACCGACGAAGAAAUCGCUCGCUUCUUUAAUAACAUACGCAAGGACGUGGCAUUCGACAUAGAGAAGAGUUACCUAUCUAAACUUUUUGAGGACGUUAAUGAGUAUUAUCGGAACGAUUGGCAUGUCCGAUGGGCCGGAUUCAAGCACACGUAUUUUGACACGCCAUGGUCUUUCAUGUCGGCCAUGGCUGCCCUUAUACUCUUAAUAUUGACCUUGAUUCAAGCCUUCUUUGGUAUGUAUCCUUACAUUUUUCCUCGAAAGAGUCCGAAAUAA